UACAGCGAAACAUCACUGCAUCCGGAACACCUUCCUACGAUCCAUUUUGUUAGCAGUUGUAACCACACACUGUAGUAACACAGAUCUGAUGUGAUCAUCGUUUAAAACGUUGAACAAACUCACAGCUACAAUGGACGACCGUCAGCUAGACCUGACAGAGGCGCAGAAAGCUACCAAGUCAAAAUACCCGCCAAUCAACAAGAAAUAUGAAUACCUGGAUCAUACAGCAGAUGUACAAAUUCACUCCUGGGGAGACUCUCUGGAGGAAGCCUUCGAGCAGUGUGCCAUGGGCAUGUUCGGCUACAUAACGGACACAGAGACAGUGGAACCGCUUGAUACUGUUGAUGUGGAAUCAGAGGGUGACGACAUGGAGUCUCUUCUUUUCCACUUCCUAGAUGACUGGUUAUACAAGUUUAGUGCAGACCUCUUCUUUGUUCCCAGGGAGAUCAAAGUUUUGCACAUAGACAGAAUGCGCUUCAGGAUCCGCUCCAUUGGUUGGGGUGAAGAAUUCUCUCUGGCAAAGCAUCCACAGGGAACUGAGGUGAAAGCCAUCACAUACUCCGCAAUGCAGAUCCACGAUAAAGAAAAACCAGAGAUAUUUACCAUAAUUGAUAUCUGACGAUACCUCCAGAGGCACCACACUCCUGGUUCAUUGGAACUGGAAUAUCUACAUGGCUAAUUUAAGUGGCCUUUUAUCUAAUGCAUUGAUUAUUGAUUUGUAAAAUCUGGUUUUCUACUUGUAGGGUGAAGCAUUUCUUGUGAUUAUGGAUGCACACAGUACAGUGGAAGAGCUCUCUGACAGAUUACAGAUGAGUGAUAUGACAUUGAUAUCUUAUGAGUUGCAUUAUUUCAGAAAUCACAAAACCUUUAAUAUAAAUAAGACUUCUGAGAAUGGCAAGGAUAUGUAGGGAAAUACAUUUCACGGAUAUAACAGAACUAUUUAUUUAGUCAUUAUUGAAACGUAAAACUGAUUUAGAACAAUGUGUACUUUUUAACACAUCUGUUAUCCCAGUUUUACUUGAAAUGCUUUUGCAAAUUCUUAUUAUUUAUCACAAAUUUGAAAUUUGUAUGCCUUUUAUUAAUCAUUGUAAGUCAAUCAACACAUGUUUAUUUUUUUCUGCUUUGGGAUUGAUUAAAUGAUUACUGGUACUUCAAAGUAAAAUCUCACUUUUGAA
This is a messenger RNA of Siniperca chuatsi (mandarin fish), 1175 nucleotides long. RefSeq names its product zinc finger and BTB domain containing 8 opposite strand (gene tslig1). The record is from RefSeq and is a predicted model, not a curated record. Gene Ontology annotation, cellular component: tRNA-splicing ligase complex. Gene Ontology annotation, biological process: tRNA splicing, via endonucleolytic cleavage and ligation. Bases 131 to 619 code for a protein of 162 amino acids. NCBI's taxonomy places the organism in Eukaryota, Metazoa, Chordata, Actinopteri, Centrarchiformes, Sinipercidae. The transcript is spliced from 7 exons.